This is a messenger RNA of Anopheles stephensi (Asian malaria mosquito), 1387 nucleotides long. Its product is annotated as antigen 5 like allergen Cul n 1-like. The coding region runs from base 69 to 959 and encodes 296 amino acids. The record is from RefSeq and is a predicted model, not a curated record. Lineage: Eukaryota; Metazoa; Arthropoda; Insecta; Diptera; Culicidae. The transcript has 3 exons.
GUUACACUUGAUUCCACCGUCAACGAAUCACCGCAUCCGACGCCGAGCCAACGUUCAACGGGAACGAAAUGAAAAGCUGUACGGGAAACUUAACCACCGGUCGACGGUGGUGGCGUGUCGGUUUGAACGUUCUAAUGGUGGUAACGGUGGUCGCCCUAGUAACGGCCCCGUUGCCCGUGCACAGUGCGGACAGCGCGGACGGUAGUGAUUAUUGUGAUCAGUCGCUGUGCAAACCGAACCAUGCCCAUAUCGGAUGCAAUGCCACGGACCAGUUUGGUGAACUUUGUCCGAACGAGACGGUGCAGCUCGUGGUCAUGGAGCAACCGCUGAAAGAGCUGAUCCUGAAGCUGCACAAUGGGCUUCGGAGUGAGCUGGCCAGCGGUAAAAUGGAUGGAUUCGCUGAAGCGGAACGGAUGGCUGUGCUGGUGUGGGAUGACGAACUGGCCACGCUGGCCGAGUAUAACGCUCGUACGUGCCAGUACCUGCACGACGAAUGUCGCAGCACGGACCGGUACCGGAGCGCGGGUCAGAACAUUGGCCGGAAGUCACGGGCAGGUAAUGUCACCAUCGACCUGAACCGGGCCAUCACCGAUCUCACCAACAAGUGGUGGCAGGAGUACGUCGAAAGCAAUCAGACCGUCAUGGAUGACUAUCGGGCCGUUGGCGAAGGCGUGGAUGUGGCCCAUUUCGCACAGAUGGCUAGUGACCGCAUUACAAAGGUCGGGUGCGGUGCAACACGCUACUACAACGACGCGCGGAAACGGUCGUACGUGUACUACGUCUGUAACUACUCACACAGCAACGAGCACGGUCAACCCGUCUACCGGAAGGGAACGCAGUGUGGCAAGUGCGUAGCUACCGCAUCGCAGGCCAAAUGCAGCACAACCUACCCGGGGCUAUGUGAGGGAAUUGGUGACGCCAUUGAUAAGGAGCUUUAUCCUGCAACCUCGACAUCCUAAGGCGCUGCAGGCUCUCGACUUCCCUAUCGCGGACGUUGUACGGACGGUCCGAAUAAAAAGUGACACUAUUUAUUCCAACACGAUACAACCGAUUCUACCGCUGUGCUACGUCCAUUCAUUCAAUUCUUACUUCGUAUGCCGACUGCGAGCUGCCUCAGGGGAGGAAUCGUUUGCUCGCGAAGCUGCUCGUCCAAACACCACGAAACAGGCCGUCACGUCACUACCAGAUGGACAAAAGUUUUGUGACUUUGUGUCUUGCCUAUUGAACUGUAUUUGGUGGUUCUUCUCCUUCUGCUACUACGAACAGUAGCAGGAGUUGGGACCUGUCAAGAGUAGGCGGCUGCUGUAUGAGACACGGGAAAAAUAAACAUUCAAACUAGAUUUCCCGCUUUCCCGGUACACGGCAGCAAGUAAACCGCAUCGAUAAA